Molecule: messenger RNA, 2503 nt
Organism: Cyprinodon variegatus (sheepshead minnow)
Lineage: Eukaryota; Metazoa; Chordata; Actinopteri; Cyprinodontiformes; Cyprinodontidae
Product: protocadherin beta-16-like
Exons: 2
Coding region: 86-2503 (805 amino acids)
Biological process (GO): homophilic cell-cell adhesion
Cellular component (GO): plasma membrane
Molecular function (GO): calcium ion binding
Source: RefSeq, a predicted model, not a curated record
GGAUCACUGGACAAAUCUACACCUCCUGUGCCCAUAACACACCGCAAUUGAUGGACUAUUAUUCCCUUUUUUCUUUUUGUCUAAAAUGGAAGAGAAAGGAGUUUCAGUAAUUUUUUCUGUCCUCUUCUUUGUCUCUAUUCUGACACCUUUUGUCAUCGGAGAUCUAAGCUAUUCCAUUCCAGAGGAGUUGAAACGAGGAUCUAUAAUAGGAAAUGUUGCUAAAGACCUUGGACAAGACUUAAAUACAUUUUCACUUCGAAAGGCCCGUGUUGAUUCUGAAGGUAAUCGGAAGCGCUAUUGCGACGUUAAUAUGAACACCGGGGAUUUAAUAAUAUCAGACAGAAUUGACAGAGAAAGCAUUUGUGGAAAGAAACCAUCGUGUAUCGUAAAAGUAGACCUCGUCCUAGAAAACCCUUUGGAGCUUCAUCGUGUAAGUCUUCACGUACAAGAUGUGAACGACAAUAUUCCCAAAUUUAGAGUAAAUAAGAUUGAAAUGGAAAUAAGGGAGUCUUCUGAAAGGGGGAAUCGCUUCUCCAUAGAGGAGGCCCACGACGCAGAUAUAGGUCAAAAUGCAGUGCAAAGAUACAUGUUAGAAAAAAACGAUAAUUUCAUUCUUUCUGUGGAUAGUAACAAAGUCGAAUUAGUACUAGAAAAUAAACUUGACCGAGAGAAACAAAGGGAAAUAAAUUUACUUCUAACAGCUUUAGAUGGCGGAUCUCCCCAUAAAUCAGGCACUGUAGUCAUCCAUGUCACAGUGCUAGAUGCUAAUGAUAACGCCCCAGUGUUCACUCAGGCUGUAUAUAAGGCAAAUUUGCCUGAAAACUCACCACCAGAAACAAUAGUGAUUACUGUCAGCGCUUCUGAUGCAGAUGAAGGAGUGAAUGGAGACGUUACCUAUCAUUUUGCUCAUCUAUCUGAUCAAGAUAUAAGUUUAUUUUCCGUCGAUUUGAAAACUGGGCAGGUGAAAGUAACUGGUGUGAUUGACUUUGAAGAAAUUAGCUCUUUUGAAAUGAAGGUACAAGCAAAAGAUGGAUUAGGGUUAACCUCUUAUGCUAAAGUGUUAAUAGACGUAAAUGAUUUGAAUGAUAACCCGCCAUAUAUCUAUGUAAAGUCAUUAUCCAAUCCCAUACCUGAAAAUGUGUCACCAGGAGCAGAGAUUGGAAUCAUUAAUGUGCAGGACAGAGACUCUGAUAAAAAUGGACAGGUUCGCUGCAACAUCCAAGAAAACGUGCCUUUUAAAUUGGUUCCGUCUAUAAAAAACUAUUAUUCUUUGGUGACUACAUGGGAACUGGAUCGUGAACUAGUGUCAAAUUACAAUAUUACAAUCACAGCUACUGAUGAGGGCUCUCCACCUCUCUCCUCAUCUAAAAUAGUUCAGUUAUCUGUAGCUGAUAUCAAUGAUAACCCACCUGUGUUUGAGGAACAGUCCUACAGCGCACAUAUGAGUGAAAAUAACAAACCUGGCUCCACUUUAUGUUCUGUUUCUGCUCGAGACCCAGACUGGAGACAAAACGGUACAGUGAUUUAUUCUCUGUUACCUGCUGAGGUAAACGGUGCCUCGGUGUCAUCUUAUUUAUCUGUUAAUGGAGACACAGGGGUGAUCCAUGCUGUGAGGUCAUUUGAUUAUGAACAGUUCAGGAGUUUUAAAUUCCAAGUGAUGGCUAGAGACAAUGGUUCCCCUCCACUCAGCAGCAACGUGACCAUCAGUGUGUUCAUAUCGGAUGUGAAUGACAACUCUCCUCAGAUUCUCUAUCCCACCCUGGAGGGAAGCUCCUUCAUGACUGAGCUGGUCCCUAAAGCUGCACAUGGAGGCUCUCUGGUCUCCAAAGUCAUAGCAGUGGACGCAGAUUCUGGACAGAAUGCCUGGCUGUCCUAUCAUAUAGUCAAAGCCACUGAUCCUGGGCUUUUCGUUAUUGAUCUGCAUAGUGGAGAGAUCAGGACGCAGCGGGACAUUUUAGAAUCUGACAGCAUGAAACAGAACCUGAUUGUUGCAGUGAAAGAUAACGGACAGCCCUCUCUGUCUGCCACCUGUUCCAUGUAUUUACUUAUUUCUGAUAACUUGGCUGAAGUGCCCGAACUGAAAGAUGUUUCUUAUGAGAAGAACUCCAAACUGACAUUUUAUCUGAUUGUGGCGCUGGUGUCUGUGUCCACCUUCUUUCUGACCUUCAUCAUCAUUAUUCUGGGUUUGAGGUUUUGUCGGAGAAGAAAGCCCAGACUGUUUUUUGAUGGGGCUGUUACCAUCCCUGGAGGGUAUCUACCUCCUAAUUACGCAGAUGUUGAUGGCACUGGAACUUUAUGCAGCGCCUACAAUUAUGACACCUACCUGACAUCAGGCUCAAGAACAAGUGACUUUAAGUUCAUAUCAUCUUGCAAUGACAACACGCUACCUGCUGACCAGACUCUAAAUAAAGCUCCUGCCGAGUUUGCAGAUCCUUUUGAAGCACUGGAGGCACCUGGAGAGAAAACUGCUAACGCCUUGUCACGAAAGCUGCUCGGCACUUGA